Messenger RNA from Paramuricea clavata, 531 nucleotides. Lineage: Eukaryota; Metazoa; Cnidaria; Anthozoa; Malacalcyonacea; Plexauridae. The record is from the annotation of a GenBank genome assembly.
AUGGCGGUCGAGCCUGAGCAAGCAGAAGCACCGAAUGUUGAGACGAAUACUAAGUUAUCUUUGUCAUUGUUUCGAAGGCCCGACAAGUUUAAAAUUGGCGAAGACUUUGAUUUGUUCAUCAAGAAAUGUAAUCUGUACUUCGAAGCAGUGGAACUUGAAGAUGUUAAAAAGCGACGAUUUGCGCUGUUGUUUAAUUUGAGCGAAGAUGCGUUUCGUUUGGCAGAACCGGUUGAGUUUGGCGAAGGGGAAAACGCGUACAAAGAUUGGAUUGGAAAGUUGAAGUCGUUAUUUGAAAGGAAUCAGACUGCUACGGAGAAACGUUACAAUUUUCGUCGUCGAGAACAGGAGCCUGGUGAGUCUGUUGAUUCGUAUGCUGUUUCUUUGCGAGAAGCUGGAGCUAGACGUGGUUUCCAUGGUGACGAAUAUUCUAGCAGGUUGGUUGAUCAAUUUAUUUUGGGGUUGAGAGAUAAGGCCACCCAAAACAAGUUGUUACAAGAGCCACCAAACAGUUUAGAUUCGAUGCCUUGUUAA